This is a messenger RNA of Mya arenaria, 4024 nucleotides long. RefSeq lists its product as uncharacterized. The record is from RefSeq and is a predicted model, not a curated record. The coding region runs from base 124 to 3735 and encodes 1203 amino acids. NCBI's taxonomy places the organism in Eukaryota, Metazoa, Mollusca, Bivalvia, Myida, Myidae. Gene Ontology annotation, biological process: regulation of apoptotic process; signal transduction; protein phosphorylation. Gene Ontology annotation, molecular function: ATP binding; protein kinase activity; protein binding. The transcript has 20 exons. Gene Ontology annotation, cellular component: plasma membrane.
CUGAUGCAGAUAGGGAAAUGAGGGUGACCUUUUUUCCACAAAAAGAAUAUAGAUAAAACAGUUUAAAGCGUUUACCACAGACAGCCGACAUGAUUCAUCUGCGAGUGCAUUAAAUGCUGAAAGAUGGUAUUAGAUGCAGAUACAUGCAGAAGGGUGUUGAAUCGGGCCCACAAACAGUUGGUUGAAGCUUUAGAUUCGAAAGAGGUUCUUCAAGCUAUUGAGAGUAGAAGAGUGUUCGACAAUGAACAGAUCAAGGAUAUUCGGGGUAUCCCGACUUUUUCAAUGCAAAACCGGGUUUUGUUGAGCAAAAUCAGCCAAAAAGGAGUUAUAGGGUACACACUAUUUAAACAGUGUUUGGUUGAUUCUAAACAAGGGAAGUUAAAGGAUUUAUUAGAUGAAAUGGAAGAUGAGCUUAAAAGGGAGAAGAAAGGAGCUGAACCGAUUCCAAAGGAAAGACAAGAAAUGCUUAAACAACAAGAACUGCAACAGGCACGCAGAAAUGCUUCCGGUUUAAGACCAGCUUCCAACCAUGAAAAACUAGACAAAGUGCCUAGUGACCGUGAUUUAGUCAACAUUGCUCCGGCCAUUGGUAGUGGAUGGGAACUGUUGGCCGCCAUGUUGGGCAUUACAAAACCUACCGUUGAACGAAUUAAACUGGACCACGGAUAUUCUUCUGUAGAGCAGAUUUACAAUAUGUUACGACAUUGGAGACAGAUACAUGCAAAUAAGGCCACAUUUAGGGUCCUACUUCUUGAAAUGAGGGGAUGCAAUGCUGUAACUAUUGACUGGGAAGAACUGAGAGAAAAAGUUGGAAUCGGCAUAGAGUUGUUAGACCCUGAGCAACAACCCAUGGAAAUAAUCUACGAAAGAGAACCGCGUUUUAGAGACACUCCAGCUAUACCAUCACAGACUGAGCCGCGCCCAAGAAUCUACGAAAGACAGAUAUAUGCUCAAAUAGAUGAAGCUAGACCUCUGCCACAUCCAAAUGAUUUAGAUUCACCUUUGGAAGGACUAAGCAAAACUUUGAAGGUGGUGAUUAAAAGAGAUUUGUUUGAUGGUCGUCUUAUCAGUCUCGAUGAAUCACAAAUUAAAGAAAUCAUGAAAGUUGGAAAUAUAAAAGAAAUACCUCUCGAGGCGAAAGGCGCUCAAGUAUUUGCUACCCAAGAAAAGGUUCCAGUCUUCAAUACAAAGUUGGUGAUAAAGCAAUUGCAAAUAGAUAAAAUUGAUGUAGAUAGAAUGAAGUCUAUCACAAAUGAAAAGCUUGCGUCCAGGAUUCUUCAUUUUGGGAUAGUUCCAUUGCUUGCCUUUUAUGAUGAUUUGCAUAUAGAUCAGCAUGUGACGGGAUACUACUAUUUUGUGUCACCGUAUUUUGAGGGAGGAACUCUCUUUAAAGCAAUCAAAGAAGACACUGCAAUAAUAGAUUCCUCAGACGGACAUGUAAGAAUGUGUCACAAAACGAGAUUAAAGAUUAUCUACCAAGUGGCUUCUGCAAUUAGUUAUCUGCAUACUCCUGUAGAGGGGUUCAGGAACGAUGUCUUGCAUAUGGACAUAAAGUCCCCAAACAUAGUCCUGGAUUUGAUGUACAAUGCAAGAUUGAUCGAUUUUGGAUUAGCAAGAGAGAUGAAGGAACCCAAUGACUCACUCUUGCUCACUGAGAGCACAAUUUGCGGAACUGAAGGCUACCAUCCAACAACAAAAUUUAAUCGUUUGACCAAAUUCCAUGACUACCACAACUUUGGAGUCGUGAUAAGAGAACUGCUUACGGGACUUCACCCAACAUUAAGGGUUAAAGAUAGCACUCUACGGACAAUGUCAAAAUUUUCCUUGACGAGCAUGAUUCAGAAGAAGAUCUGGAGAAAGAGCAAACUUUCUGAUGACUUAUUGACCUUGGCAGAAAGUUGUAUUGAGAGCAUAGCACAGAAUGCAGUAGAAAACACUUUCAAGAUCUCCGAUAUCCUAAAUAAACUUGAUUCACUGAUGCGCGAAGAAAGUGCAGACAAGUGGACAAGAACUGCUGCGAAAGAUUGCGAAAAGUGCGAAGUGUGUGUUGUAAAUAAUGCUGUGGAAGAAAGUGGGUAUCUGGAACAUGAUCCACCAUUAUGUCAGCUGAAAAUCAACGUGUGCGCAUCUUGCAUGAGAAAUUCAUUUUUGAAUCCCAUCAUGUGUCACACUUGUGGAAAUAAGUUGCGACCAUUCAUUGGUGAAAACUGGGGAGCCAUUUUGAUAGCAGGAAAUGACAAGAGAGAGAAGGUAGCAGAGUCCUUUACCGAGGAUGUGUCUAGACUCAGAGAUGUUAUCACAAGCAGAAGUGUUCCGGUCAUGUGUAUCAGGAAAGAGAAGAUUGAAGUCGUAGCACCAAUAAAACCAGGAAAUGAAGACAAUGAGAUGUGGAUCAAAGUUCAACGUGCUUUUGGAAAACUAAAAAAGCAAAAUAUCACAACUCUUAUGGUGGCAUACUCAGGUCAUCAUGGGUUCCGGGCAAAACAAAAAGCAGAGGGCACAAACGAUACAGAUCAAUCCCAAAAUGGUCUUGAGCGAAGUGAGCCAGAAAAAGCAGAUAUUUUACAAGAAGAGGGCAUCUUCAUUCUCAGUGAAAAUGAAUCAAUGAAAGAUGUUGAUUUGUGCAAUGAAAUACAGCAGUUAACAACUGUUGACAAAGUUCUUGUAUUUGAAGACUGUUGUCAUGGUGAUGCCAUGACACAUGCAUUGAAGGGCAAAAGGGUAGUGCAGUUCAACAGCAGUACUACGAGGACAAAAUCAUUGGUCAACUCUAGUCAGAAAAAAAGCCAGUUUAUUGAUGCAUUAAUAAAAGCACUUACGGCAACCGAUGACAAGAAACGUGAAGGUGAAUUGUACCAACACGCGAACUGCCAGCUGUGUGUAAACAUUGCCGACGAAUUGUUUAAGAAAACCUUUCUGACAUUGGAGACUUUGCAUAUAUUUAUUUCAAAUUAUAUUGAUCACUGUAAAAGUACUGGAUUGAAAAGCGUUAGUCAUCCGACAUUUUCAACACAGAAUAUAUUGGGAAAAGACUCUAUUUUGGCCUACCGAUACCAUUUCCCGGUUGCCUUUCACUUCAAGAUAAAGAAACCAAAAGGUGUAGAAAUUAAGUCUGAACUAAUUUUCCUGAAUGAAUAUGAAAAUUUGCUAAAGCUGAAGGAAUUCUUAUUGCGGAAACUGUUAGGUGAUGAUGAUACUACCAAAUACCUCGUUGAAAAAGAUGAUCAAUUGAAGGCCUAUGCUGCCGUUGUUAGCAUUCAAGUAGAAACGGGACCUAGAGAAGUCCAUUUGAAUGAGAUUGAUUCUCUUGAACAGGCCUCUGCAGCCUGGACAUCUCGAAGGGAACUGAUUGCACAAAUUCGAAAUGUUACGAAAAUUGACUUUCAGAACCAUGCGGCUGACAUCGUGUCACCAAAAGAGGUUGAAGUCAUUUUCAAGGAAUUGUGCUUAAAGCCACAACAUUGCGCUUUUAACCCGUCAGAGGAGCAAGUGAGGUUAUUAAUAGACGCAGAUAAUCUUCAACAUUGUGUCAAACAAGUCCAUGGAAAACUAGAACGUUUUGGUAUCAGCCAAAGCCUGGAUCAUAUAGACAGAGUCCUCCGCAAAAAACAUGAGGAUGUUUCAAAUGUGAAAGUUCACAUUGUUCUUCCAAAAAUAAAUGUCCGUGGUAAACGACAAUUCGGGCCAUUAAUUUUGUAUCAGCUGCUGAGACCAAGUGCGGAAAAGGAAAGCUAAAUGUCAAAAGAGGACGUGCACUUCCACAAAUUAACAUCACAUGUAUACACAGAUACAAUCACCCCAAACAAACUAACACCACAAACUCAAAUACAAACACUACAAACCAUACCCUCAUCAAAAUUGCUUUACCGUUAAUUGCGAUUUCCAUCUCAUUUCCUUUAUGUAUGUGCCCAUUGUUAAAUGUCUGUCAUGUUAGACUCAGCUGAGCAAAUUUAGAUUAGUUUUGUGUUCUCAAUAAAAUCGAAAAUAUUACAUGUCUAGUCUUUUAAUAAUCGAAGAAAUCAAU